Molecule: messenger RNA, 2956 nt
Organism: Nothobranchius furzeri (turquoise killifish)
Lineage: Eukaryota; Metazoa; Chordata; Actinopteri; Cyprinodontiformes; Nothobranchiidae
Gene: nphs2
Product: NPHS2 stomatin family member, podocin
Cellular component (GO): plasma membrane
Source: RefSeq, a predicted model, not a curated record
AGAGGCUGCUGAGUAAAUAUUUUAUUUAAUUAGAAACACAAUAGGGAGGGUGCUGAAUGCCAUUCUACGUCAAUGCAAAGAUCCUCCCUAAACUUAGUUGGUCCUACAUAUUUAACCCUCAAUAAUCUUGACUACAUCUAAAGAAACAUACAAUAAACAAUCAUCAAAUGGGGUUUUAAAGAAAACGGUACAGGAGAGUUUCUCGUUGCCAUCAUAGCUGAAAAAAUAAGGCAUUGAUGAUAGGAUGGUAACAUUCACUGACAACAUAAUGAAUUGGAAAACUUAACAAGGUGGUGACACUCCCACUGGUGUCCUACUCCCACAGUCUUAUUAGACUUGUCUUUAUCUUUCAACACUUCUCCCAGACUGGGGCUCCUUCAGCCACACAGGAAACACCCAAGGCUUGUUUUAGCUAAGAACCACCUUAUCAACUCAUCACAAGAAAACAAACCUCUGGUUGAUAUGGAGACGUCCUCGAAUGUCCAUUCAGGUCAUAGACUGAGAGCGAUGCCCCGUAAAGAGAGGGAGAGGGGAGCUGCAGUGCCUCCAAGAAGUCAACGUCAACGGCUUCCAAGAGCCGGACAGCAACCUGAAACUCCAGCAGUCAGGAAGGACAGCACACAGCAGAAGACAGAGACAAACCAGGGGAUGAUGGAGGGGGAUGCAGAGUUUAAGCUGAAAUCUACAGUGGUUGACAUUGAUCGUGUUAGAGAUGAUGAUGUCAAGGAGAACCUGGCGCUCUUAGAAACAACGGAGCAGGAAGAUGGUCUGAAGAGGAAGAACUUGGGAGCAUUUGAGUGGCUGCUGAUGGUCUUUGCCUUGAUUCUGGUUCUCCUUUUUCUUCCCGUCUCCAUCUGGUUCUGUGUCAAAGUAGUCAGGGAGCAUGAGAGAGCUGUGAUCUUCAGACUUGGUCAUCUUCUGCAAGGAAAACCCAAGGGCCCAGGCCUCAUCUUCUACCUCCCUCUUCUUGACGUGUGUCACAAAGUCGACGUCCGACUCAGAAUGUUGAAGAUUCCUCCUCACAUGGUGGUGACGAAGGACCUGUCCAGGCCUGAGCUAAGUGCAGUGUGUUACUACCAGAUAGAAAACGUAGCUCUGUGCAGCAUGGCAUUGUCCAGUCUGACCUCAGUGCUGCAGAGUCUGGUCCAGGCAGCCAUCAGAGAUGUUCUCGCCCAGCACACGUUUAGCUACAUCCUGCUGCACCGGCGCAAGACUGGGGAGCAGAUCCGAACAGCCGUGGAUGCUGUCAGCGGUCGCUGGGGCAUCAGGGUAGAGAGAGCCGACAUAGAUGAGCUCAGUUUCCCCGCUGAGCUGCAGCAGAGUCUGGCUGCAGAAGCUGAGAUCAAGAGACAACAGCAGGUCAGAGUGAAAACAUCUGAAAGUGAGACGUGUGGCUGGGAUGGGUUUCGGGCCUCUCUUCGUCAUCUCCACCCUGCCUUGGUCUUUCCUCUCCCUCCAGAUCUACUCAACAUGAACUCUGACCUCUCCUCCCUCCCUCCACCUCCUCCCCCCACUGUGGAAGAAGAUGGACAGGUGACAGCUGCUGACCCAGGAACAGACUCACCUAUGAUGUGAUAUCCUGAAAUGUUCAUUAUUACCAUCCUUAAAAAAAUCUCAGAUGAAUCACUGAUGGGACUCUCAGUCAUGGAGCUCCUUUAGUUUAUAUGAAUCUUGCACAAAUCUAUUCAAACUGAUCACUUAAAUGUCUAAUUGUGUCAAAUAUUUUCUCAUUUGUGUUCUAAAGCACAAAAACAGGGGAGGUCUGAUCACAUAUCUGUGUAAAACUUCAUUUAUUUAGCAGAAAGAAGAGAUCGUUUUGCUGAAAAAGCAUCAGGAGGUUGGAGAAAAACGACAGCAAAGCCUGUCCACGCUCUGUAACACGUACAUGCCAUUUCAAAUGAGUGAUAUCUUUAUUUGUGUUAAUGAGGAGCGACUGGUUCGUAAUGGGAGAUAACGUUUUCCUCUGACUAAAUACAACAUGAAUCUAGUUUUAAUACAAGUUAUGACACACCAGAUCAUUUUUUCUUGCUCUUCUUGGUGGAUGGUUUGGCUUCAGGGGGUGUUGUUUUAGGAGGAGCUGGUGUUGUAGGAGGAGUUGUUUCAUUCGUGUCUGAAACAAAGAUGCCUGUGUAAGUUUAAUUAGAGUGUUCCUGUUAGUUUAAGAGCUAAUAAAAGUGAGUGAUCAGCCUGUAACUUCAUUACUUUGAGGCUCCGGGGGCAUUUGCAGUUGCGACUCCAGGAGUUGCUGCUUCUCUAGCGAUGCCUGCAGGGCUUCUUCAGCUCUCUGUGCUCGCUGCUCAGCAUUUGCUGCUCUCACCUCUGCAUCCCUGAGCAAAAAAAAAAAAAAAAAAAAGUUUGCUUCAGAAAAAAGGAUUUUUUUUUGCAUGUGCUUAAGUAGAAGGAGGAUAAUAAUCGAGAUAAGUUUUACCAUAAAAAUGUCAAUAUUUCACCAAAUAAGUGUGUGAGCCAUGUUCUAGAUGCAGCUCAUGCUGAUGUCUCAGAUUCUGGCUUACUGUAAUAGCCAUUGGUUGCUCAGGGUUUGAGUUAUUGCAAACACUAAGGACACGCUGAUACACUUAAAAACUACGAUUUUCUUCAACAAUAAAAAAAAAUCCUCUGGGCAGCUUCCAGAGGAGCCACCAGGCUGGGACCAGCAGGUCCAUCAGGACGCUAAACCCCCAUCCCAGCUUUCCCAUUUUCCUUCUCUGACCUCUGCCCCCAGACACUAACCAAAGGUUUAAAUGGCAGAACACACACACAGUUGUCACAACAUUUUACUACUAUUUAUACCUUAAGAGCUGCCACAUGUGUGUUUUUAUAGGUAUUUGGUCAUUUUUGCUGCAUAUUUUUACUGUUUUGCACCUCGACUGUGAAGAAACACCAUUUCAAUUAUGUGGUUGUCUGGUACAAUUGGUAAUUUAGUCAAUAAAGUGGAAUUAACUGAAUUAGCAGCAUA